Pyrus x bretschneideri (Chinese white pear) is the source of this 809-nucleotide messenger RNA. Its product is annotated as TSET complex member tstD. Gene Ontology annotation, biological process: retrograde vesicle-mediated transport, Golgi to endoplasmic reticulum; intracellular protein transport; intra-Golgi vesicle-mediated transport. Lineage: Eukaryota; Viridiplantae; Streptophyta; Magnoliopsida; Rosales; Rosaceae. Bases 182 to 625 code for a protein of 147 amino acids. The transcript has 5 exons. Gene Ontology annotation, cellular component: COPI vesicle coat. The record is from RefSeq and is a predicted model, not a curated record.
AUCUUUCUACCCAAAAGCAACCAUACCAGCUCCCACCGCAGCCUGAGGUGACCACAAGCAGUGAAAAUUCCAAUUUCGUAUAGAAAAUUUGACAUUUUUUGUAAACAAGUUCAUCGCAUCAGUAAUUGUUGGUGUUCCUCCCCGAUCCAACCUUUUUACAACUCAACUCAGCGAGCGAGCUAUGAUACUGGCAGUGUUGUUCGCCAACUCGGAAGGCAACAUCCUAGUUGAACGUUUCAAUGGAGUUCCUGCUGAGGAAAGGCUGCAUUGGCGAUCUUUCCUAGUCAAACUUGGGGCGGAUAAUCUUAGGGGCGUGAAGAAUGAAGAGCUCCUUGUUGCUUGCCACAAGUCAGUUUACAUUGUUUACACUGUGCUUGGAGAUGUCAGCAUCUAUGUCGUGGGCAAAGAUGAGUAUGAUGAACUAGCUUUGUCGGAAGUCAUCUUUGUUAUAACAUCGGCUGUGAAGGAUGUAUGCGGAAAGCCUCCAACCGAGCGCCUUUUCCUGGAUAAGUACGGAAGAAUUUGCUUGUGUCUGGAUGAAAUUGUUUGGAAGGGAUUGCUGGAAAAUACAGAAAAGGAUAGAAUCAAGAGACUGAUAAGGUUGAAGCCUCCAACUGAGUUCUGAAUCAAGCUUCCUACUGAAUGUUGAACCGAAAGCAAUGUUGAAUUCAUCUCCGGUGUAUUUUCAGGCUUUGCAAUAACCAGUAUGUUUUCAAACCUCACUUGGAUUAGAUAAUAUGAGAACAGGUAAUAUUUUUCUACACUCCAUGAGAUUAUAUUUUUUAUACUCUUAAGAUUAUUCUUGUCAA